GCGACCGGUUUCCGAGUUCUUGGACAUCAAGCGCGUGUCGAAGCCCGCCAACUUCGGCGAGGUCCAGAGCCGCGUGAACUACAACCUGUCCUACUUCUCUAGCAACUAUGCCGCCGUCUUUGUGAUGCUCAGCAUCUACAGCUUGCUGACCAACCCACUUCUGCUCUUUGUCAUCAUCCUAGUCACCGGUGGUCUCUACGGAAUUGGGAAGCUGCAGGGUCACGACUUGGAACUGGGCUUUGCUCGAUUUAACACCUCCCAGCUGUAUACCGGACUGCUGAUCGUCGCGGUGCCUCUGGGAUUCUGGGCCUCGCCCAUUAGCACUGUGCUCUGGUUGAUCGGAGCCACCGGUGUGACCGUUUUCGGCCACGCUGCUUUUGUGGAUAAACCAAUCGAGAAUGCUUUUUCCGAGGAGGCGGUCUAGGUGGUCGGCCGCGAACUCCUUACGGUAUGCCCCGAUGGGGAAGACCACCAGGGGCACGAGUGGGGAGACAAACCAGGCGUGCGGAUCCGUGGGUGGACGGUGCGGUACGGAUCGAGGAGAUUGACAGCGGGGGGGAGGAUGCAUACAUCCGGCGGGAUGUUAGCUCUUUGUAUGCGAGGCAGUCAGCCGGUCUGGACGAGGAUGGAGGGUCUCGGUUGCGCAGACGGAGGAUGGGAUACGACUAUGCGGAUGAGGUGGCUUCUGUCGAUGGGGUGGACUAUGACCUGUACGAGGACAUGGACAGCACGGUGGCUUAUGCUGUUCAGUUGGCCAUGAAGGACAAGGAGGAGCGAUUGGUGGACCAGGCUUUGGAACGGAUACGACACGCUCAAAAGCAGGGCCAAAAGAACGUGCGACUAUCGGGCCGGGAGCUAGAGGCAUUGGAACGCAAGCGAGUGCAGGCAAACCGGACCCCCGAUUCCGAAUACCGCGCAAGUAUCCCCCGGGGGUCUCCCGGCAGCAACCGACCCUUGAGGCCGCCAGAGAGCCCAAGCAGCAAAAUUGGAGCUCAACGUAGCGGAUCCAGUGCAUCGUUACCAAAUAAGCAUGGCAUGCCGUCCUCCUUAUCGGCCAACAACGCUGCAUAUGCAUUCUGGGCGAGAACUUUGGGUGCCUCUGCCGGAGCUCAAACUUCUGCGCGCUCACCAUCUGCCCGGGGUGCCUCGAAGCAAACACCGUCGCGAACCCCGCUGCAGCCGGCCUACUCCCCCGACCGCCUUGCCUCUGUUCCCCUUGCUCGCACUUCCGGGUCUGUGAACCCCCCCGCCUUUACGCGAUCCCUCCCCGAUGAUCCGCAUUGGGUGCCCCCGUAUCCUGUCUCUUAUCCCCGUGAACCGCCGCCGCCGUUGUAUCCAACCGAUCCCCGGCACUCCGGCCCGAUGCCAUACACGUCUGGCUACAGCAGCGUGUUUGACGAAUCCCUACGUAGCAGUGGGCGGGGUCCGGCUGCUUCUCUAGGGGAAUUGGGGUUCGCGGCGGGGGGAACACGUGGCGGAGAGGGGGAGGAAGUGAGUAGUUCCGAUGAUAGCGCCAAGGUGGUUGAGCGCCGGGUGCCGAUCGGACGAGGGAGUCGUCAGCGGAGCAAUCGUCCUUGAAACGCCACGAUUUGUGCCCUUUCAUAUUGCUUUCUUUUCAUUCGUGGGUGGACAAAGUCGCUUCUGAUUUGAGUUUGAAUGCUUUUUGCGAGGAGUCCCCAUUGUUGAUUGUCUGCACCGAUAAACCGUACCGGAGUUCGUCUAGAGCGGGUAACUGAAUUGAAUGAUGGUACUGUUCUGUUUCUCCGUAGCGCUCGCCCGUAAAAGAUGGGACAUGGGUUCAGUACCAUAGUAGGUGGGUGGGACGGGGAUUAGGUUCAGAUAGCCGGCGAGGUAACGUUG
Molecule: messenger RNA, 1860 nt
Organism: Aspergillus sclerotioniger CBS 115572
Lineage: Eukaryota; Fungi; Ascomycota; Eurotiomycetes; Eurotiales; Aspergillaceae
Exons: 1
Coding region: 451-1578 (375 amino acids)
Source: RefSeq, a predicted model, not a curated record